AUGAAAGAGACCUUCAUGAGACUACAAGAAAGGAAAAAAAUGGCUGGAUCUUUAAAGCACUUCUUGCAAAACAAUGAAGAUUACACGGAGACUAUCGAUGCGACCGAAUCUCAAGAUUCUAAAUCCGUAAUAUCAGUAACCGUAAGUGGACCAUCUGAAAUUUCAACAGAGGCGACUACGGUAACAUCAGAUCCUGCAAUAAGUGCCGGCGGUUAUAGCAGCAAAACAGCUUUGACUGAUGCAGAGCCCGAUGAAGCGAUGACACCAUCCUCGUAUACAGCACUUGAACAAUCCACUUCAGAUUCUUCGAAAUUACUUUUCGAACAUGAUAAUGGAAAUUUUCUAAAAGCUGUUGAGAUGAUUGCAUCUUUUGAUGAUUUUGAUUUCAGUGAUGAGACAGCACGUUAUCCGAGUGCGUAG
Molecule: messenger RNA, 420 nt
Organism: Parnassius apollo (apollo)
Lineage: Eukaryota; Metazoa; Arthropoda; Insecta; Lepidoptera; Papilionidae
Source: the annotation of a GenBank genome assembly